AUUUUUUUUCCGUAGCGUUUUGUUUUCAAAAUACCAGGAGUGUGCUGUUGACACAUUCGUUAAGGUAAUUUAACGAACAACCGGGGUUGGCAACACUGCCGGGCAGCGAAUAGACAAGAUGUAAACAAAAACUAUCGAUUUUCACACACCUUCGUCGCACAAUUGUGCAAUUUAUGAUCACCGAAAUAUGAAUUAAAAGUUGAACGAGUGUAACUCACAAGCGCAUUACCGAAAAAGCAAGAAAAUGUCUAUCUUUCGCAAUAAGUUAAUUUUAGGUGGCAGUGUAAUCGGCACACUUUUAGGCGGAAUCGUUAUAUUGAAAGACCGUAUGCAGGGUGCUGCCUUCGAAAAGAAUGUACGAGCUGAUGGGAAGGUUAUCAUCGUCACCGGUGCAAAUACCGGCAUCGGCAAGGAAACGUCCCAUUACUUAGCUCGCCGCGGUGCUCAUGUGUACAUGGCGUGUCGGGAUAUGCAAAAAUGCGAAGAAGCUCGGGAGGAGAUUGUGCUGGACACGAGAAACCCUCAUGUUUACUGUCGCGAGUGUGACCUAGCCUCGAUGCAAUCGAUCCGACAGUUUGUGAAACAAUUCAAAGCGGAACAGCAGCGGUUGGACGUUCUCAUUAACAAUGCGGGAGUGAUGCGUUGCCCACGCACGCUCACCAAAGAAGGCAUCGAGCUGCAGCUUGGCGUUAAUCAUAUGGGACAUUUUUUGCUUACUAACUUGCUGCUGGAUACGCUAAAGCUGAGUGCACCCAGCCGUGUUGUGGUCGUGUCCAGCUUGGCCCACACACGCGGACAAAUAGCGCUGGACGAUUUGAACAGCACCAAGUCGUAUGAUGAGGCAAAGGCUUACGAACAAAGCAAACUUGCGAAUGUGCUGUUCAUGCGCGAGCUGGCCCGUCGCGUCGAAGGUACGGGUGUAACGGUGAACGCACUCCAUCCGGGCAUCGUCGAUACGGAGCUGAUGCGUCAUAUGGGCAUUUUUAAUAGCUGGUUUUCGGGCCUGUUUGUACGACCGUUUGUGUGGCCCUUCUUGAAAUCGCCCCUGUACGGCGCGCAAACAACAGUCUACGCGGCGCUCGAUCCGGAUCUGGAGAAGGUCAGCGGACAAUACUUCAGCGAUUGUGCACCGAAGGAUGUGGCCGAACAGGCAAAGGACGAUCGUGUUGCGAAGUGGUUGUGGGCGGUGAGCGAGAAGUGGACCGGCACGCUAACGGGAACGGCAGCUGUUUCCUGACAGCGGAUCCUUCGUAUGAAUAACAAUAAGGAUAUUGUUAUUUUUACGACAGAACAGCAGGCAACAGCAGCUCCACAAGCUCACCGAUCAACCCAAGUGACAUCGGGAUAGAUCGCACGGACGGAUUCGUAAAAGGGGAUCUAUUAUCUAAGCUAUAGUGAUAUCUAGUCGUCACUGUUCUGUUCGUUAGUUUGCUGGUUCUGUCUUUGUUUUCUAAUAAAAGAAAAGAAAAAAACAAUUAAAAUAGUAUUUAACCAGUAUGCUAGUGUAACUGUUUAAUCGAUAGCAUUCCUCAGCUUCGUGUUGA
Molecule: messenger RNA, 1544 nt
Organism: Anopheles moucheti
Lineage: Eukaryota; Metazoa; Arthropoda; Insecta; Diptera; Culicidae
Product: retinol dehydrogenase 13-like
Exons: 3
Coding region: 245-1237 (330 amino acids)
Source: RefSeq, a predicted model, not a curated record